Molecule: messenger RNA, 2517 nt
Organism: Gekko japonicus
Lineage: Eukaryota; Metazoa; Chordata; Lepidosauria; Squamata; Gekkonidae
Gene: APMAP
Product: adipocyte plasma membrane associated protein
Exons: 10
Biological process (GO): biosynthetic process
Molecular function (GO): strictosidine synthase activity
Source: RefSeq, a predicted model, not a curated record
GGGCGGGGCUCCAUGGAAGAGUGGAGGAGGCUUGUGCGGCGGCGGCGGGCAGGCGCGCUUCUUGGCUGUCACACCGAGGGGGCGUCCGGGCAACAUGAAUGAGGCUGAGGGCCUGCGGCAGCGGCGGCCUCUCCGUCCGCAGGUGAUCACCGAGGACAACGCGGCCCAGGGAACCAAGGGCGGCAGUACAUACAGCAAUAAGAUCUUCCGUAUGACAUUCAUGACACUGGCUGUAUCUCUAAUUAUUCCCUUAUUUGGAGCAAUAGUUCUUCUGGAUUGUCCAAUAGACCCUCAGCCUAUAAGCUUCAAAGAACCGCCUCCCUUAUCCGGUGCAUUGGAGCCAAACUUUAAGCUCCGACAAGCAGAAAGGCUGUUUGAAAACCAGCUUGUUGGACCAGAAUCCAUUGCAAAUAUUGGUGAUGUUCUGUUCACUGGUACUGCUGAUGGAAAAAUUCUGAAGAUUGAAGAUGGGCAAAUAGAAACCAUAGCUCGGCUUGGCCACGGUCCCUGUGGAACUGGCAGAGAUGAAGUCACAUGUGGUAGACCUCUUGGAAUCCGUGUGGGACCAAAGAACACCCUUUUUGUAGCAGAUGCCUACUAUGGAAUCUUUGAAAUUUUUCCAUCCUCAGGGGAAGUGCAACGACUUGUGUCUUCCAAGGUUCCCAUUGAGGGGAAGAACUUGUCUUUUGUGAAUGAUUUUACAGUGACUCGAGAUGGAAGGAAAAUUUAUUUUACAGACUCCAGCAGUAAAUGGCACAGAAAAGACUUUUGCUUAUUAAUCAUGGAGGCUACAGAUGAUGGGCGCUUGCUUGAGUAUGACACAGCGACAAAAGAAGUGAAAGUUUUGAUGGGCGGCCUCAGAUUUCCAAAUGGAGUCCAGAUUUCCAGUGCAGAGAGCAUAUUGCUUUACUUAUGUUAUGCUUUGUUUCUUUAACUUUUCAGAUAUUAUGUAUCUGGCCUAAUGAAAGGUGGAGAAGAUAUGUUUGUUGAAAAUAUGCCUGGCUUUCCAGACAAUAUACGUUUAAGUAGCUCUGGAGGUUAUUGGGUGGCUAUGUCAGCUGUUCGGGCCAGUCCUGGGUUUUCUAUGAUGGAUUUCUUAUCUGAAAAACCAUGGAUUAAAAGAAUAAUAUUUAAGCUGCUCAGCCAAGAAACUGUGAUGAAAUUUGUGCCCAAGUACAGCCUUGUUGUAGAGCUAAGUGAAACUGGAUCUUACAGAAGAAGCUUACAUGAUCCCGAUGGAAUGGUGGCCCCCUACAUAAGUGAAGCACAUGAACACAAUGGACAUCUCUACUUGGGUUCCUUCCGCUCUCCCUUUAUUUGCAGACUGAACCUUAAGGAUGUCUAACUCUGAGCCAGAAGAAAUACCACUGGUGCAUCAAGUUGCCCUGGAAGGAGAAAAUAUUAUUCACAAAUUUGGCCAUGGAUGAAGAAUGAAAGCACAGUACUAUUUAACAGGGUACUAAGCGAGACCAUGUCUUAUUUUUAAGCAUGCCAUUUUAAAACCGAUGGACACAAUCCACCAUGGUUUUAUAUAUUUCCCAUUCAAGUCAAUGGGCCUAGUGUAGAAAUUUGUGGUAGAUUGUGCCCAUUCUGUGGCAUCUUUACUUAGAUAAGGUAAAAACAAAAUUACCUCAUGAAAUAAAAUUCCUUUUAUUCAUCUAAUAACCUUUAGAAGCUGCUUCCACUAAACUGCUGAGCAUAAAUAUACCCGGUCAACUUCCAUACUUCAAAAUAUACUGGAAAAAAGUCCUUGAAUUCAAACUGCUAGUCUUAGAUGGUCUUGCAUGCAAUUAUUUCCGCUUUGAAUCUAUCUGAGCAUGGAUUUCCAAACAUGCAUGUUGUUAUAUCUUAUAGUGCAUUUAUAGAUAUAUUAAUGAACUUGACCAGUGCAUAUCCAUCUCUUUUUAGCACUGCUAUUUGCACGAUAAGUUUAAAGACAUGAGGUCACUCCUUCAUGAGACUUUUUAAGACCAGAAAUGUCCUCUUACAAUGAGAAAUAGAUGCAGAUAACUUUGAGGAAAGUAGAUAUUGCCAUUUGAAGAAAUGGGAACAUUCUUGGGCUUCCAGCAAUUUUUGUCAGGGAUUAAAUAACUUGCUCAGACACAGUUAAGACUCUGAGACAAUGCGGGAAACUGACCUUGAACUGGUAAGAUUGAUGGGCAUACUGUAUCAUACUAUUCUAUAGUAUCUGACCAGAAGCUGCAUUCGUACAGCAUUAAAUAUGAUGUCUGUGUAAAAUUACUUUUCCAUGCAUACAAGGAGCAAGUCUUCUCUACGAGUAUAUUUUCUCUUACAGCACUGACACACCAUUAAGUGCUUCUGUUGUAAUGUGGAGGGCUCAGGGUAUUUCAAGAGGAAAAGACUUCAAAAGGAUUUAAAUAUGAGAUUUUCAGAAGUGAGUAACAAUCUCAGCAGAUUUAUUGAUUUACAGCUGGGUGGCAUUUAAAGGAUUGAAACAAACAGUGUAAAGCUUUGUUACAGUUUGCCAAUCAAAACAAAAUUAAAUGACUACAUCAC